CACGUGAUUUAAAUGCUUGCUCAUUCAUUUUUGUUGUCUUAAUUUCACUGUGAUCAGUUGCUCGUAUCAGCAUGUUGACCAAGCCUCCUCGUGCAGCAUUUCCCAGCUCCAUGAGACGCGUUUGUAGCGUUGAUUCAGGUCAACAUGGAGGAGGAGGAGGCGGGAAGCCAUGACUGAGACGAGCAAUGCUUGCAAAUAGAGAUGUACUGUUGGGCACCGUUUCCCACAGACAUUGAUUCAGCGUUACAGCUCUGUUGACGUUGAGAAGGAACCGGAAGGUUCCAGUGAUCCUUCAAGCCGAGCAUGAGCCAGACUGCAGACACAUCUAAUGAUGCUCCCAGUGCAGAAGUGCCCGCACCAGCGGCCCCAGCAGCAGCAAAGCUGGCGACCACCGCAGGAAAGAAGCAGAACAAGAAGAAGGUGGAGGAAGUGGUAGAGGAGGAGGAGGAGGAAUAUGUGGUGGAGAAGGUCCUGGACCGGCGUGUGGUGAAGGGACGCGUGGAGUACUUGCUCAAGUGGAAGGGCUUCUCGGAUGAGGACAACACAUGGGAGCCUGAGGACAACCUGGAUUGCCCAGACCUCAUCGCCGAGUUCCUGCAGUCCCAGAAGUCUGCGCACGAGGAGAAGAAGGAGGGUGGUAAGAGGAAAACGGGCGAGUCCGACAGUGACGUGGGCGGAGAGGAGAGCAGGCCCAAGAAGAGGAAAGACGAGGCAGAGAAGCCCAGAGGUUUUGCCAGAGGACUGGACCCUGAGCGCAUCAUUGGUGCCACAGACUCCAGUGGAGAGCUCAUGUUCCUCAUGAAAUGGAAAAAUUCAGACGAGGCAGACCUGGUACCAGCGAAGGAGGCGAAUGUCAAGUGUCCGCAGGUGGUCAUAUCCUUUUACGAGGAGCGACUGACAUGGCAUUCCUACCCCACUGAAGAGGAGGAGAAGAAGGACGACAAAAACUGAAGGGUAGCGGAAGGGGUUUGGGGGGCGGUGGGGGGGUAUUGCUUGGUUCCGACAGGUGAGGGCUGAAGAUUGGCCGUUUUUAGAUUAUUUUCUUCUAAGUUCUCCUUAUUUUGCUGCUGAAAGAUCCUGGACUUUUUGGAAGCUGGUGUGGUUGAGUGAGCAAACUGAUCUGGGGUGAGCGGUUUUGAGAAUGGAUUCGUGACAGAUGAGGAGGGAUGUGACCAAGAGGCUUCUCAGUUCCUUCAUUUCUGCUUUGGAUUAUGGGAAAUGUAGUUUUAACUCACAGGGGCUGCAUUGUCUCUCUCUGAAUGUCAGUGGAUGGUGUAAUCAACAGACUGGUUUAUGGAGAAAAAAAAAAUAUUGUGUGAGUAUACAACUUCAUAAACUAUUUCAGACAAAUCCUCUAUUCAAUAGAGGUUGGGACUGCAAGAUUGUUACAGUCAUGUCCAGUAGUCUCAGUGUUGGUAAGUUGGUCAUUUUAGUGCUUUAAUUGAUCUUGUCCUUGUUUCCCUUAAUGUGGCUGUCUCUCCAUAUUAUCAUGUGAUAUGUAAAUGCAUGUGUUUUUACCAGGGCUAAUGGAGCCUCUUGAGAGUUGUAAGCAAAAUGAACAAUAUCUACCCCUCUUCUUUCCAUUUUUAAUAUCCAUUUUAAUGCAGUGCAUUGGUACACAAUGAAUACAAAUGAAACCCAGUGAUCUUUGAGUUAUCUUGCAGCUACUGACUAAACUUUAAAUGAUCAGCCUUUGGAGGAGAGAACUACAUUUCCCAUAGUCCCCUAGAAACUCCUUAACAGUUAGUGUUUAUUGUAACAUAUUCUUUUUGAAAUGGUUAGGGGAGGGUCAAGAAUGGUCUACAUGUUUGGCCUACAUGUUUGUAGCGAUAAUUGAAGAGAUUCAUUAGAGAUCAUUGGGUGGGUUUUGAGUGGGGGGGGGGUCAAAAAAGUAUAUAUUCUAAAUCAACAACAGAAGGACACUGCCAUAGUUUAGUGUAACCUAAUGCACAUCCUUGUAUCAGUGUCCGGCAGGUGUUCUUUGCUGUCAAGGCCAAUCAGAUUGAAGUGGCCUUUGCCUCUCAUUCUGUUCAUCAUGUUUCAAGUUAGCCAAUGUUACAACGUUGAAUGUAGAGUGAUGUGAUGUGAACUGCAGGACACAAAAAUGCAACAAAAAAAAAAUGACCAGUGACCCUGGGUACCCACACUGUCCGGGUUGAGAGGUUCGGUCCAAUCAGCGCUUAAAGCUUAAACGGUCGUCAUCAUGGUUUUAUUGUACAGUUUAAUGUGCCUCAUGUUGAAACGAUCAGUAAAUGGCACAGACAUUCGCUGUGGAUGGUAUUCAGUGACAUUCCGAACUAUAGCAAGUGCAAACCCUUUGGACAUGUGAGUGGGGGAAUUGACUUUGAGGAGAUUGUAAACACCCAUUCCAGGAAGCAGGCCACAGAGAUGCUCUUGUGAAGUCUUUUCUGUUUUGCUACAAGCUUUCUUCCAGUGCUUUAGUACUGCUUUAUUGUAAAUCCUUUUGUUUUUCUGUUAUAAAAAAAACAUGCAUGUUACUACUCUUCAUUGUCACUUUGUAGGGGAUACUGUAUUUUGUUUUGAGUUUUGCAAAAUAAACCCUAAUUUUUAAGAAACAAA
Messenger RNA from Alosa alosa (allis shad), 2580 nucleotides. RefSeq names its product chromobox homolog 1a (HP1 beta homolog Drosophila) (gene cbx1a). The transcript is spliced from 6 exons. Gene Ontology annotation, molecular function: chromatin binding. Gene Ontology annotation, cellular component: pericentric heterochromatin; nucleus. Gene Ontology annotation, biological process: chromatin organization; negative regulation of transcription by RNA polymerase II. The record is from RefSeq and is a predicted model, not a curated record. NCBI's taxonomy places the organism in Eukaryota, Metazoa, Chordata, Actinopteri, Clupeiformes, Clupeidae. The coding region runs from base 304 to 951 and encodes 215 amino acids.